AUGACUGGAAUUUGUGUAUCUGAUAUUCUGAAUUUCUCCGUUGAUUUAUAUCUAAAUGGAGCUUGGCUCCCAAAAUUAUACCCAAUAUCGACUAUAGAUUGUCUUCGAGAGGACUACACCAUAUUCAAUCUAUCCUACGAGUUCUUGAAAGCCUUACCAACAAGAAUAUCAGAUCUAGUGGAGACAAGAGAGUCAAUGGAACAUUGGGUCCGUAUUAUUCCAACUAUAUUCUAUCCAAUAUUAACAGCUCAGUUGAUUCAUGAAUUGAAAGUAAUAAAUAAGCAACGAAAGUCAAAACAUUUCCACGAAGACCAUGAACAUGAUAACCUUCCCAAAUUGAUUUUCUUCAUGACUAUUAGUUUUAUGUUAUCUGAAGGAGUGGAUGGUGUCAGAACUAUAAUAAUGGUUGGGAUGUAUAACUGGAAGGAUGAGUUCCCUGGUGUCAGAAAAGUUCUUCUAUCAUCUCAAAAUAUUGUUAAAACAUUACGAUGUCUUAACGUUAUGUCCCACCCCUUUAUUUGUUAUGCAAUGUCUACGCAGUAUAGAAAUACGGUUAAAAGAAUGUGUGGAUGGAAGGUUGCAACGGUUAAGGUAACACCAAAGACCGAACUACGCAAUAACACUUCUCGUAGCUCAUUGGGAAGCACCUCACAUACAAUUCGUCCCUAA
Molecule: messenger RNA, 669 nt
Organism: Caenorhabditis remanei
Lineage: Eukaryota; Metazoa; Nematoda; Chromadorea; Rhabditida; Rhabditidae
Exons: 4
Coding region: 1-669 (222 amino acids)
Molecular function (GO): G protein-coupled peptide receptor activity
Source: RefSeq, a predicted model, not a curated record